Molecule: messenger RNA, 2810 nt
Organism: Danaus plexippus (monarch butterfly)
Lineage: Eukaryota; Metazoa; Arthropoda; Insecta; Lepidoptera; Nymphalidae
Product: sodium-independent sulfate anion transporter-like
Exons: 13
Coding region: 689-2530 (613 amino acids)
Biological process (GO): transmembrane transport
Cellular component (GO): membrane
Molecular function (GO): secondary active sulfate transmembrane transporter activity
Source: RefSeq, a predicted model, not a curated record
GUAAUUGUAAGUAAAAAAAAUAUGUAAUUAUUUUGAUAGCACGAAUUGCUGCGAGUAUCGCUCGUCAGUGACGCAAGUACCUGGCUAUGUACUCGUUUGUAUAUUGACAUACCUUUGAUUUAAUACCUUCAUUUACGAACUUCAAGAUAACACGAAUAUUUACUUAUAAAAUUUGUAAUUUCACGAGGGUCUUUGAAUUUUUAAUGUCCUUGACCAGUCCGUCACAUUCGUAUGAGCUGGUUUAAGUUACAGGUUUCAGAAUGAGAUAAAAAAUCGGAAGAUCACCUGAAAAGUCAAUGCGAAUGCGAAUCAAAUGUUUUUCACAAGAUGUGAGCGAUUGUUUGAGGCUACAGAACUGUUUACUUGUCUUCUCCUUUAUCAAUCGUCCUUCGUUAUCGAGUUGCCGUCAGUGUGUUGCCAAUACUUCAUCUCAAUAUUCACUAGUACAAACUGACCUGUACCACUUACAGUGAAUUACAGACACGUCUCAAUUGAUGAGUGUCGUGUAAGACAACUCGAGUCCCCUCCGGAGUAUUUUUCCAUUUCCCUUCUAGACCAAUAUACUUACUCAGAAAAACUAAAAAAAGGAGACUUCCGCAAGAAAAAUGUAUUGCCCACUUGAGAGACACAUUAUAUUUGCAAAUGAGAUGGCAACCUUUCGGGACUUAAAGAUAUAGAAAAACGUGAUAUGUUAAGACAGAAAGCGCACAGUCAGUACCCGCCGUUUCCUCCUCCAGCUCGACAUGACUGGAGGGACGACGUCGUCAAGAGACUGCGAGCGUGCUGUUCCAAGAAGACCCUCCUCAGACGACUGCCGAUCCUCAGCUGGCUGCCCAAGUACUCAGUGAGGAACGGCCUGGCCGACGUCAUAGCAGGUAUAACAGUGGGGCUGACGGUGAUCCCGCAGGCCAUCGCGUACGCUGGCGUGGCAGGUCUGCCCCCUCAGUACGGCCUCUACUCCUCCUUCAUGGCGUGUUUCGUGUACACGGUGUUCGGGUCCGUCAAGGACUCCGCGAUAGGCCCCACCGCCAUCGCCGCCAUCCUCACGAGGGAGAACCUCCACGGCCUGGGCCCAGAGUUCGCGGUGUUGCUCGCAUUUCUCUCCGGCUGUGUGGAACUCAUCAUGGGCAUACUACAGUUAGGUUUCCUAAUCGACUUUAUAAGCGGCCCGGUGUCUGUGGGGUUCACGUCCGCCGCCGCCAUCAUCAUCGCCACCACCCAGGUGAAGGACAUCCUCGGACUCAGCUUUCCUGGAGGAAAGUUCCUACAGGUGUGGACCGGUAUGUACCAACAUAUCGGAGAGACCAGACUGUGGGACACCGUGCUGGGCGUGUCUUGUAUCGUGGUGCUGUUACUGCUCAGGAAAGUGAAGGACAUCAAGAUCGGCAAGGAGGCGGAGAGUAACAAGGAGUCUCGGGUGCGGUCGUUCGUGUCCCAGGCUCUGUGGUUUCUGUCCACUACCAGGAACAUCUUCGUGGUGCUGGUGUGUGCGGCGCUCGCCUACUACUUCGACACAUUGAAUCAACAGCCAUUCGUGUUGACCGGUGAGGUGAAGGCAGGUCUGCCCCAGAUAUCCCCCCCGCCUUUUUCCGCCACAGUCGGUAACCACACGUACACCUUCACUGAGAUGUCAUCGACUCUCGGCUCUGCGAUCUUCGUGGUGCCCUUGCUCUCCAUCCUAGAAAAUAUCGCUCUCGCUAAGGUCUUCUCGGAGGGUAAGUACGUGGACGCUACUCAGGAGAUGGUCGCUCUGGGCGUGUGUAAUGUACUGGCGUCAUUCGUGGAGUCCAUGCCGGUGUCGGGCGCCCUCUCCCGCGGCGCCGUCAACCACGCUUCCGGCGUCGCGACGCCCGCCGGCGGUCUGUAUACAGGCGCCCUGGUCUUACUGGCGCUGCAGUACUUCACUCCCUACUUCUACUACAUUCCGAAAGCCUCACUGGCAGCCGUCAUCAUCGCCGCUGUAGUGUUUAUGAUGGAACUGCACGUCUUCAAACCAAUAUGGCGGACGAAGAAGGUGGACAUAAUCCCAGCCGUUGUGACUUUCACCGCGUGUCUGGUGACUCGCCUGGAGCUAGGUAUCGUCCUCGGUAUCGCUGUCAACUUGUUGUUCCUGCUUUACGCGUCGGCGAGGCCGGCCGUGCGCGUCACCACCGCCGUCUCGGAGGGUGGUGUGCGCUACGCCGUGGCGACAAUUGACCGUGCGCUGGCCUUCCCCGCCGCCGAGUUCGUGCGCCGUGCCCUCCGCAAGGCAGCCGGCGAUGCGCCGCUCGUGCUGGACGCCCACCACGUCCAGGCCGCAGACUUCACCGCCGCGAAGGGCAUCGCUCAGUUGAUCGAGGACUUCCACGCCCGCGGCCAACCUCUCAUCUUCUACAACGUGAAGCCGUCCAUCGCGGAGGUAUUCCGCGGUGUUCGUCCUCGCCAGUUCGUGCAUUGCUCGUGUCGCGCCGAGCUAGAACGCCUGUUGUUGGAGACACAGAGACGGAGCGACGUACAUGACAGAGUAAUGACGUCACAGAACACGUUAUAGAACUUACCUGAUUCCGUGAUGCUGGUGACCAACAAAACAGGAAGGGAAGCCAAAACGGAGGUAGUCAAUGAAAUAUUUUUUUAUGAUUAUUUUUAAUUACACUGUCGAUAUUUUGCAAACAUUUGUUUUAAAUGAGCAGUCGUAUCUUGUGAUGUGUAGACAGUAUUUCUAGAUGUAAUAUUCUGUAUUUGUAAGUAGGUAGUUUUUAUUGAAGUGAUAGCGAAUGUUUUAACAGUAUUAGUAUAUGGAAUUGUUGACUCAAUAAAAAUUAUGAGACGUU